Entelurus aequoreus (snake pipefish) is the source of this 3738-nucleotide messenger RNA. RefSeq names its product TBC1 domain family, member 5 (gene tbc1d5). Gene Ontology annotation, molecular function: GTPase activator activity. Lineage: Eukaryota; Metazoa; Chordata; Actinopteri; Syngnathiformes; Syngnathidae. Gene Ontology annotation, biological process: activation of GTPase activity. The record is from RefSeq and is a predicted model, not a curated record. Bases 220 to 2733 code for a protein of 837 amino acids. The transcript is spliced from 22 exons.
CAGUCAGCCGGUCUUGCUCACUUCCUGACCUGACUGUCCCGCGACUGUUUACAAAGCUUCAUCACUUCUUCAACGGCCCGCGGUCCUGCGUGAACACAAACCACGACGCGGAGGAUGGUCGUGUGCGGACUGCCACGCUUCUGCUAAGAACUACACGUCCUCUUUGAGUCUUGGCUGGGGACACUUACAAGGCCGUGAUUACCAAGUGGCGCCAGGGCCAUGCAGCACCCCAACUUCGAGACCCGCCACCCGCUCCAGACAGACGAGCAGCAGGAGACGGGCUUGGACCCGCUCAGCAAUUUCAACAAGAACCGCAGCAGAGGCUCUCUUGACAGCAGCACUCCAUCCUUGUCAACCUUCCUGUCAUACAGGAAAGAAUGGGACCAAUUGUUUGUCAGCAACAAUUACCUGGCCAGGAUCCGGCAGGCAGGCAUCAGCGGUCGACUGAGGAGCAGCCGCUUUCGAAGCGUAUGCUGGAAGUUGUACCUGGAGGCUCUCCCAGAGGACAGCAGUCAGUGGAUCAACAAGACCAGGGAGCUGCGGGCUCAAUAUGAGAAGAUUAAAGAAACGCACAUCACAAACCCUCGCAAGGCUGCGGGCAAGCAGGACUUGGUGGUCAACAACCCGCUAUCCCAGGACGAGGGGAGCCCGUGGAACAAGUUCUUCCAGGACAAGGAGCUGAAGGGGAUGAUCAAACAAGACGUAUUGAGAACGUUUCCUGAGAUCCGUUACUUCCAGGACGAGGAUGUGCGGACCAAGCUGACGGACAUUCUCUUCUGCUAUGCCAGAGAAAAUGAACAGUUGCUUUAUAAGCAGGGGAUGCACGAGUUGCUGGCUCCCAUCGUCUUCGUGCUGCACUGCGACCAUCAAGCCUUCCUGCACGCCAGCGAGACGGCGAGCCCCAGUGAGGAGAUGAAGUGUCUGUUGGACCCACAGUACCUUGAGCACGAUGCCUAUGCACUGUUCUCUCAGCUGAUGGAGACUGCAGAGCCUUGGUUUUCUUGCUAUGAACGAGAAGUGAGGAGGGGUAAAGAAGAAAUGCUCAGCAGCAUCCCUUUUGCACGGCCCCAGGACUUGGGGCCAUCUGUUGCCAUAGUAACCAAAGUCAACCGCAUCCAAGAUCAGCUGGUGAAGAAGCACGACGUGGAGCUGCACAUGCACCUCAACCGGCUGGAAAUCGCCCCGCAAAUCUACGGAAUCCGCUGGGUGCGCCUGCUGUUCGGGCGCGAGUUUCCCCUUCAGGACCUGCUGGUGGUCUGGGAUGCUCUGUUCGCUGACAGCAUCACUCUGGACCUGGUGGACUACGUUUUCGUGGCCAUGCUGCUCUACAUCCGAGACGCUCUGAUCGCCAGCAACUUCCAGACCUGCCUGGGCCUCCUGAUGCACUACCCUCCGAUCGGGGACAUCAACUCCCUGCUGCAGAAAGCUCUUUUCCUCCGAGACCCCAGAAACCAUCCACGACCUGUCAACUACCAGUUCCAGCAGAAUCUGGAUUACUACAAAACAAGAGGAGCCGACCUGAUGAAUAAGACACGUUCCAGCACCAAAGCGGCUCCUCUGAACAUCAACAAGGUGUCCAGCAGCCUGCUGAACUUCGGCAGGAAGCUCAUCUCUCCGGCCAUAUCAGGAGCGUCCAUCAACAGCGACGUGCACGCCUCGCCCGCUUUGCCCACAGGGACGUCCGCGCCCCCCUUGCUGCACCCGCUCGCCGAGCCCCCGCCGGACCGGGCGCCGUCGCAGAGCCACGCCCCCUCGCAGCACUACCGCAUGCUGAAGUCGGAGAGCAUGCCCGUCCACCUGGGCAAAGGCCAGAGCUCCAAGGCGGUCAGCUCCUCUCCCAGCAUCGACAACCUGUCGGCCGGGGGUCAGUCCUGCGCCUCGCCACCUCCGCCGCUCUCCAGGGGAGAAAGCGACGCCAGCGCCUCGUCGCCGCCCCUCUCUGCCACCAAGAAGGAGUCGUUCUUCCACAUCGCUCGCUCGCGCUCCCACAGCAAGACCAUGUCCAGGAAGGAGACGGACGACGACUUGGAGGCCCAGGUGUCCUUCCUGCAGGGUCAGAUCAACGACCUGGAAGCCAUGAGCAAAUACUGUGCCAAGAUGAUGAACACUCACAUUUGUCAAAUCCAGGACGUGAUCUUGCAAGAACACCUGGGCAAAGAGGACCAGGUCCUGGUUUCAUUGGCAGGCCUGAAGCAGAUCAAGGACAUCCUGCAGGGGGCGCUGCGCUUCAACCAGAGCCAGCUGGAGGCCGAGGACAACGAGGAGAUCAACAUCGCCGACGAUCACUACACCUCGGCAGCCCAAGCCUCUCUGGGCACCGGCGGUCACCACGACGACCACCGGCCGCAAGGCGGCGGCGGCGGCAGGAGGCGGCGAGGACCCGACGGUGACGCCAGCGCUGAUGAGAAAGAAGAAGACGAGGAAGAGGAGCAGACGAUGACUCCACACCAGGUGGCGCCAGCCCUCAGCCCGGAUGCUAAGAACUGGGAAGACUACAUCCUGGUGUGCCAGGAAGGAGACCUGCAGGGCACCCACGGACGGCGGGCCGCCUCGGAGCGCACCCCUCCCAUCAGGCGAAGCCGCGGCCCGGUGCGCAUGGAGCCCGAGGGAGCGGCGGGGACCCUUCACGACCCCCUGAUGGCGGCCAUGGCCUCGGGUUCAUCCAGCCCGGACGAGGGCUCCACCAACAGCAAGGAUUCGGACUUCACCAUCGUCAACCCGGGCGAUUUGUGAACAAGUGAGCCAAAGACUCUUUUCUUCCUCUUCUUUUCGUCCAUCUGGGCCACCAUGAUAGAAACAAAGAUGGAGUGAAGCUGCUGUUUUUUUUUUCUCAAAGUUGCACAAAGUCUUGAUGCUAUCUCCUCCACUUCUGCACUUUUUGGGUAUUUUGUUCAUCACCCUCAAACCUUAUGUGAGACACCAACACGUUCCCUUCUCAGUGCCUUCUAAAUAGUCAAAAACUGCUAGUAGGAGGGGUCGAUAAAGUACUGUAAAAACCGCCAGUGCUACAUUUACAUUCCAUCACCUAAUGUUAUUUAAGCGCUAAUGCAGAGGAACUACUUUUCUGGCGCAGUGACACAUCGCCUCGCUCACACUGCUCCUCCAACCGCUAGCGAGUAGCAAGCUUGAGCUGCUAAUAACGUUGGUAGCGACCUGCCAUAAAAUAAAGAAGGGGUUAGAAAAAGAAGUACUUUUAGUACUACUACUAUAUGGCUGUAUACUAUAUGACCCAAACAUUGCUAAGGAAGCAUUUUUUAUUUCAGGAAUGAGGACUAUUGAGGAUGUGCUGAAAGAUACAACCAUCCAAGAGAGAGUGGACAUUUUAUGCUCUUAUUUGAAACGUUACGCGCACAGUUAUAGACGUUACCGCCACGUUUCUAGAAAGCUAAGGACACGGUGGGCUGGACUUCUACCUUAAAUAAAAUUAUUAAUAAAUUAGUAACUAAAAGUUUAAUAUAGCCUAAAAGGUUUUUCUAAAAAUGUAUAAUAGUAAUAUAUAAUAAAUAAAAUAUAAUGAACUUCUAAUUACAUACAAUAAUAGUGAAUGAUAGUUUCAUAUCGUGUAAAUGUUUUUGUAAAAUAUAUAUAUUAUAGUAAUAUUAUGAAUAUUUGAACUAUAACAAACUUUUACUUAAAUACUGUAAGUUAGUACUGAAACAUUUUAUAAAAAUAUUUAAAACAAAUGUAACAAUCUUCCUUUUAAAUACAAUACAGUAAUAAACUAAGUAAAUAAAAAUA